Messenger RNA from Dibothriocephalus latus, 393 nucleotides. Lineage: Eukaryota; Metazoa; Platyhelminthes; Cestoda; Diphyllobothriidea; Diphyllobothriidae. The record is from the annotation of a GenBank genome assembly.
AUGGGACACGGCCAUAGUUUCAAGUUUGAGGAGGCCAACAUCCUCCCAAGACGGUACAACUGCGUGAGCCGCGAGCUGCUCGAGUCAAGGUUCGCAGGCCCCCAGUCCAUCAACGAGCGCAGCGAUUUGGAGUUCCCAUACUGUGUACUGAGGCCUUGUCUGAGCAGGAGAAUCAGUCACGUGGGAAGGGUCGGCUCCAGCAAAAACUCUGACGAAAGCGAGCAUAAUGGUCGCGCAAUUACCAAGCCCGCAUCCAACACGGACAUGGAAAUCACGGCAUUUAAUAAGUCUAACGCGGAGUGUCAAGCCAUCACCGCAUCAAUUAGGACCCAAACGGUGGCUAUAGGCGUUGAUAAUUAUAGUACUUACGCGGAUGUCCGCUACGAAGUAUAA